AUGAAAGUAAAAGUGAAGAGGUUUCACACUUUAGAAGUUUUCCCUAGUGGAAGAGUAAGUUAUGACAACGUGAUUAUUAUCCAAGCCUCCUCUCCCAGAGGCAAGGAUGCUCCUCGGAGCGGCGUUCACACCGCCGCAGGGGUCGGCACUACGGACGCGAGCCUUCCGGCCUACAGCUGUAACUUCACCCAGCUCCGCUACCUGCGGCCCGGCGGAAGGGGCAGCGAUUCCUCGAUCCCCGCAGAAAGCAGCGGCUCCGUGUCCCGGCGCAGGAAGCGGGGCCGCACCUGCGGGGACACUCCAGGCGAGGAAGGGCUGGGACAGAGCCCCCCGGAGCCCGGUCCUGCCGCCCCAGCCCCGCACGGCUCCCACCGCACGGGGCAGCGGGGCCAAGAGCUCACACCCCGCGGGCGCGGCGGCCCCGAGCGCGGGGGGCCCCGCGGCCGGGGGUGGCCGGGGUCUCAGGUGCUUAGAAAAAGCCUUCAGAGAGGGGUUGUGCUUUCAGCAGGGUCCUUUUUGGUUUAUGAAGCUCAUAAGCUGAUUUCUGGCUUUGCUGAGGUUCAUGCAAGCUUCAAAGUGGAAGAUGUGAUAGAACAAGCAGACUACCUGUAUGGGAGUGGAGAAACUGAAAAGCUGUAUCGGUUGCUGGUUCAGCAUAAAAAUAGUGAUGAUGCAGAGUUGUUAUGGCGGCUGGCACGGUCAUCACGGGAUCUGGCUCAGCUUGGUAGCACUUCUGCAGAGGAGAAGAAACAACUGACAUAUGACUCCCUUGAGUAUGCAAAAAAGGCACUUGAAAAAAAUGAAUCAAAUUCUGCAGCACACAAGUGGUAUGGAAUUUGCCUCAGUGAUGUUGGAGACUAUGAAGGAAUCAAGACUAAAAUUGGAAAUGCUAUUAUCAUCAAAGAGCAUUUCCAGAGAGCCAUUGAACUGAAUCCAAAAGAUGCUACAACAAUUCAUCUUAUAGGGAUUUGGUGUUACUCCUUUGCUGAGAUGCCAUGGUAUCAAAGAAAAAUAGCUGCAACGCUGUUUGCCACACCACCAACCUCCACUUUUCAAGAGGCUCUUCGUUACUUCCACAUGGCAGAAGAAGCUGAUCCAAAUUUCUACAGCAAAAAUUUGCUCUUUUUGGGGAAAACAUAUUUAAAGUUAAACAAUAAGAAGAUGGCUCUUCUGUGGUUAAGCAAAGCAAAGGAGUAUCCUGCACAGACAGAGGAGGACAAACAGGUACAGAAAGAAGCUGUGGAACUACUUAAUUCUAUAUAAGAAGAAACAAGAUAAUGGAAAUUCAGUGCCUCAGGUUUGAGCAGCAUAGGAAAAAGGCCCCAAAUACUACUUUGGCUUACUGAAGCUGUUACUAAAAGGACAGCUCAGACCUUCUAUCUCCCUCUCAUUUCUAUUAAACUCUGAACUGGAAGAUCUGUUUCA
Ficedula albicollis (Collared flycatcher) is the source of this 1425-nucleotide messenger RNA. RefSeq names its product regulator of microtubule dynamics 1 (gene RMDN1). The transcript is spliced from 12 exons. Gene Ontology annotation, cellular component: spindle microtubule; mitotic spindle pole; cytoplasm. The coding region runs from base 1 to 1263 and encodes 420 amino acids. Lineage: Eukaryota; Metazoa; Chordata; Aves; Passeriformes; Muscicapidae. The record is from RefSeq and is a predicted model, not a curated record. Gene Ontology annotation, molecular function: microtubule binding.